This is a messenger RNA of Carcharodon carcharias (great white shark), 1422 nucleotides long. RefSeq names its product voltage-gated potassium channel subunit beta-2-like. Gene Ontology annotation, cellular component: cytoplasm; voltage-gated potassium channel complex. Bases 1 to 1422 code for a protein of 473 amino acids. The record is from RefSeq and is a predicted model, not a curated record. Gene Ontology annotation, biological process: regulation of potassium ion transmembrane transport; potassium ion transport. The transcript has 14 exons. Gene Ontology annotation, molecular function: voltage-gated potassium channel activity; potassium channel regulator activity; transmembrane transporter binding. Lineage: Eukaryota; Metazoa; Chordata; Chondrichthyes; Lamniformes; Lamnidae.
AUGGUGGGCUCGAGGUCAGGCGGGGGCGGGGGUGGUGGGGGAGCUGCCGGACGGGCUAAGUUUUCGGUGGAGGAGUUUUAUGGCCUCAACAACAACAAGAAGCCCAAGUGCAUGGGGCCACCCAUCAAGUCGGCCAUGGGGAGGAACCUUGGGCAGCAGGAAGACCUCACUGAGGAGGCCAGGAAGGCCCUGGAGCAACAGAGGCUAGAGAUGUUUCUCCAGGAGUGCCAGCUGUCACUGGGUGACACCGUCGCUGAGCAGACUGGCAUGGUGUACAGGAAUCUGGGGAAAACUGGUCUGCGAGUAUCUUGUGUGGGAAUAGGAAGUUGGGUAACAAUUGGCUCCCAGAUCUCGGAGGAGGCUGCUGAGGACAUCUUGACUGUCGCCUACGAGAAUGGGGUCAACCUGUUCGACACGGCCGAGAUCUACGCAUCGGGCAAGGCUGAGGUGACGCUGGGAAACAUCAUUAAGAAGAAAGGCUGGAGACGAUCCAGUUUUGUCAUCAGCACCAAACUGUACUGGGGAGGACAGGCAGAGACGGAGAGGGGACUUUCCCGCAAACACAUCAUUGAAGGACUGAGGGGCUCCCUGGAACGGUUGCAGCUUGAAUAUGUUGACAUUGUCUUCGCAAACAGACCAGAUGUUACUGUCUCGUCCGAGGAGAUUGUCCGAGCCAUGACAUUCCUCAUCAACCAGGGUGAAACAAUGUACUGGGGAACAUCACGAUGGAGCACUGUGGAGAUCAUGGAGGCUUAUUCUGUGGCCCGACAGUUUAACCUGAUUCCUCCAUCGUGUGAGCAGGCAGAGUACCACCUCUUCCAGCGCGACAAGGUUGAGACUCAACUUCCUGAACUCUACCACAAGAUUGGUCUAGGAGUUAUGACCUGGUCUCCACUGGCGUGUGGCUUAAUCACUGGAAAGUAUGAAGACUGCAUUCCAGAACAUUCCAGGGCUUCCUUACCGGGCUACGAGUGGCUGAAGACAAAGAUAACCAAUGAGGAAGGCCAGCUGCAGCAAGCCAAGAUCAAGGCACUGCAGCCGAUCGCCAACAAGAUGUCCUGCACCCUUGCCCAGCUGGCGAUUGCUUGGUGCCUAAUGAAUGAGACUAUUAGCUCCGUCCUGCUGGGAGUGUCAGAUGCAGAACAACUCCGUGAAAACCUUGGCGCCAUUCAGAGCCUGGUGCUCUCUGCUUUCUUCCCAUUGGUCGGCCCCUGGAAGAUGUCUGGUGGUCUCCAGGAUGCAGCAAUCAGCAGUUUCCUGCAGUUCAUCGAAGAGAAAGGCUUCAAGAUCUACAAUUCACUGACUAAACAGAGCUGUGAGACCGGCAAGUUAUCCAGGUGUCUGCGAGGCGAGAUGAACCUGCUGUACCGGAAAACCAAGGUGGAAUGGAAACAUCGGGAGGAGGAGUCAAAGAAAAGGUAG